Molecule: messenger RNA, 917 nt
Organism: Rubroshorea leprosula
Lineage: Eukaryota; Viridiplantae; Streptophyta; Magnoliopsida; Malvales; Dipterocarpaceae
Source: the annotation of a GenBank genome assembly
UCCUGGAGCGCCGCAACCGCACUGCUUUGGAACCUCAAAUCAGUCUUGAAAUCCUGAGCAAUCUCUCUCACCAGCCUCUGGAACGGAAGCUUUCGGAUCAAAAGCUCAGUGCUCUUCUGGUACUUCCUGAUCUCCCUCAGAGCCACGGUUCCAGGUCUGAAGCGGUGUGGCUUCUUCACACCUCCGGUGGCCGGUGUCGACUUCCGAGCAGCCUUUGUGGCCCACCGCCCGUUGAUUUUCUAGCGCAACGAAUUACUUAUUAAAAUCAAAACAAUGAUCUAAAGGAUAAAUUUGUCACUGAGUUGAAGCCGAGUCAAUAGAUUUGAGAACAGAUUUAGGAACCCAUAUGGGUUCCCUGUUGUGCAGCCUUCCAAACCUAGAUCGAGAACAUUAGACUUUUCAUGGUCAAUCGGCUGGGGAAGAAGGAAUGAGUGGAGAGGAGGCUUAGCAACGUAGAGAAAGAAAGAGGCAAGGGUCAGAGGAUGCCAAGAUCUGCUGAAACCUAGAGCAAGCAUAGAGUUGGGUAGUGGAUUUUAUGGAAGGGAAAAGAGCUAGGCUAGAGAGUAGAGGCUUAAAGCCAAUGAGAGAGAUCGAGGGGCAAGAAGAGAAUCGACAUCAGAGAAGGAAGAGAUUGCCAGCAAUGGAGAUUGGAGAGAGAAGGGGAAGAAAGGAAGAAGGUGAGGAACCAUAGAGGAGCAGAGACAAUUAAAUUCAAUAAUCCCCUCAUUUUUGCUUUUGCUGCCAUUGUCUUGGGUUCCGUUUUCUUCUCUUAAUUUCGGAUAGAAGAAGAGGAAAGGCUCACGGAUAGAAGAGGAAAGCCCUAAGCUUUAGGUAACAGUUCUCCUUGUUUGCUCUUUUUUUUUUUUUAUCAUUAUGUAAUUUCAGUACAAUUAUUGAAAUGAAACGUUAAAUUUUGU